ACAGAAUGGUGAGGAGCUUCGCACAGUGGACCAAGACCCUCAGUUUCCCGGCUCGACUGAGUCCGGGGAAGGCCAGUGGAUCACCCCAAAGCAGUCAGGAUGUAACCACCCCCGUCUCCAGCAACCCCGAUAUUUCGGAUUCUGAGAAGGAUAUUAUGUCCUCGGUUGUCUACUGUAUACAUCAUAAGGAAGGAUGUAAAUGGAGCGAUCAGCUUAAAAAACUCAAGGCACACCUGAAUACAUGUAAAUAUGAUACUAUGCCUUGCACCAAUCUCUGUGGCGCCCAGAUCCCUCGUGUUCUGAUGGAAGACCAUUUAAGGUACACAUGCCCUUCACGGACUGAAACCUGUGAGUUUUGUGGUUCAGAAUUAAGUGGACCUGCUUUGGAUUCGCACCCUGGUAGCUGCCCAAAAGAACCACUAUACUGUGAGAACAAGUGUGGUGUCAGGGUACAACGAAGGCAUCUACCCAGGCAUAAGGCAACGGAAUGCACCAAAAGACUAGUCCCAUGCAGGCAUUGUGGCGCAAGUUUUGUGAGUGACACCUUAAACAUUCAUCACAGUAAAUGUUCCCGCCUCCCAGUCCCUUGCCCUAAUCGCUGCCAAAUGUCACCAAUAGCCAGAGAAGAACUUGAAACACAUCUUAAAGAACAGUGUUCUUCACCUUUAACACCCUGUGCAUUCAAGGAUGCUGGAUGUAGAUUCAAGGGACUUCGUGGAGGAAGUAUGGAAAGGCAUUUAGAAGAAAAUACCCAACAACAUUUAGCCCUAAUGUGCAGUCUUGUAUCUAGACAACAACAUCAAAUAUCAAGUCUGAAAAGUACCCUUUCAAGACUGUCUCUCAAUACAUCUGGAACCUUGGUAUGGAGGAUUAAUGAUUUCUUAGCUAAAAUGACGGAAGCGCAAUCAAAAGAAGGUAUGGAACUAGUCUCUCCAACAUGGUAUACUUCACAGUUUGGUUACAAACUUCAAGCAUCCCUUUUCUUAAACGGAAAUGGAACUGGUGAAGGAACCCAUUUAUCACUUUAUAUCAAAUUGCUCCCUGGAGAAUAUGAUGCACUGCUCAAAUGGCCAUUUUCACAUUCAGUAGCUUUCACCUUGUUCGAUCAAAGUGAAAAGGCAUGCAAUGUCGUUGAAAGUUUCGUUCCUGACCCAACCUGGGAAAAUUUUCAGAGGCCUAGCAAAGAACCUGAUACACUUGGAUUUGGUUUUCCACGAUUCAUUUCUCACGAGAUCCUACAAAAGCGAGGAUUUGUUAGAGAUGACACCAUAUUUAUCAGGAUAAAAGUCGACCCAAGCAAAAUUGUUGCUGUCUAACUGUGAAAACUCGUAUAUUUGUAAAUUUAUUUUUAAAAAUUUAAUAGUCAAAAAGGAAUGUCAGCAACAUAUUAGUUUUUAAAUUAUAUGACUGAAUAAACUAAUGUUAUUAUUAUCAUAUAAUAAGAGCUAAUUUUAAAUUCAGAGAAAUAAAUUUUGAUCUUAAAAAUUACACUGCAAGAAAAUAGUGCAAUUUGAAAAAUUAUGAAAUUAAAUUUAUACAAAAAUGAAAAAAAAAAAUAUGUAAGUUUUAGAUAAAAAGAUCAUUUAUUUAUUUCAUGUUGUUGACUUUGUAUAAUAUUUAUAGUUUAAACUACAAAUACCAUAUCAAUAAUGUGUGUACAUAAGAUCUCAUCAAUUAGUUUAUAGUUAGAGCACCAUUUUUUUUAAUUAUUUAAUAGAAUUAAGACACUUAAUAUUCCAAAUGUAUUUAUAGUUAUUAAUUGCCAAAGUUUAUUAUUAUUUAACGAACUUGAUAGUCACCAAGUGAUAUAUGUAUAUUAUAUGUUAUACGACUGUGUAUAUUAUAUUGAUGUAAAUAAUUAUUGUUUAAAUGUGAUUUUAAUGAAUAGAUUUCUUACCAAGAUA
Nezara viridula (southern green stink bug) is the source of this 1904-nucleotide messenger RNA. NCBI's taxonomy places the organism in Eukaryota, Metazoa, Arthropoda, Insecta, Hemiptera, Pentatomidae. The record is from the annotation of a GenBank genome assembly.